AGGUGAGGUGCGUGCAAUUUAUAACCCACCCUCAUUACAAAAACCUAAUAAAUACCGAGAAUUUGGCUUAACAAAGUUCUGAAAUCUUCCGCAACCAAACCAUAAACCCUUCAACUCGAAACAAAAAAAAUCAACAAGAAAUCGUAGAAAGUAGUAUAAAGCAUUGUCACUAGAACUGAUUCAAUAACAAUGGCCUUAGCAAGGAUUGCUAGGAGCAACCUGAGAAGAUCAGGUGUAGCUUUCGGAAGUAAUGCUAAUGCAUACGAGAGGGAUAUGUUCAAUGAGAGAACAUACACAACCAAAUGCUCCCUACCUUCUAGUGUAGAUGGAAAUUUUUCGUAUAUUUCAAGAAUUAAGGAACAGAACUACAUGAAUACUUCGAUGAGAGGAAUAGCAGGAACUCCAUCCUAUCAGUUUCCUAACACACAGAGAGUUAUAGAUGAAUCUGAGUCAGAGUUGGAAGACGAUCCAACAAGAUAUGCAGGACUAGAGGCAACAAAACCAGGUGAAAAGCCUAGGGUGGUUGUUCUUGGUACUGGUUGGGCUGCUUGUCGGUUUCUUAAAGGGAUAGACACCAAAAUUUAUGAUGUUGUGUGCAUAUCACCAAGGAAUCAUAUGGUUUUCACUCCUUUGUUGGCUUCAACAUGUGUUGGUACUCUUGAAUUCAGGUCUGUUGCUGAGCCUGUUGGUAGAAUACAGGAUGCACUUGCAAGGGAUCCCAACUCAUAUUUCUUUCUAGCUUCUUGCAAUGGAGUUGACACAAACAAACAUGAAGUUUACUGUGAGGCAGUUACCAAUGGUGGAUUAUCUAAAGAGCCUUAUCAGUUUAAAGUAGCAUAUGACAAGCUUGUAAUUGCAGCUGGAGCUGAGCCUUUAACUUUUGGUAUCAAGGGAGUAAAGGAACAUGCUUUUUUUCUUCGUGAAGUGUAUCAUGCUCAAGAAAUAAGGAAGAGACUUCUGCUUAAUCUCAUGCUUUCUGAAAAUCCAGGUAUAUCAGAAGAAGAAAAGAAACGUCUUCUGCAUUGUGUAGUUAUUGGAGGUGGUCCUACAGGAGUGGAAUUUAGUGGUGAAUUGAGUGAUUUCAUCACGAGAGAUGUUCGUGAUCGCUAUACUCACGUUAAAGAUUACAUCCACGUCACACUCAUUGAGGCAAAUGAGAUACUGUCAUCUUUUGAUGUUAGCCUACGACAAUAUGCAACCAAGCACUUAACUAAGUCUGGAGUUCGUCUUAUGCGGGGUGUUGUGAAGGAAGUACAUCCUAAAAAGAUAAUUUUGAGUGAUGGAACUGAAGUUCCUUAUGGUCUCUUGGUCUGGUCUACAGGGGUUGGCCCCUCUGAGUUUGUUAAAAAACUGAAUCUUCCCAACUCUCCAGGUGGAAGAAUUGGUGUUGAUGGUUGGAUGCGUGUUCCCUCUGUUGAAGACGUCUUUGCCCUUGGCGACUGUGCUGGUUUUCUUGAACAAACUGGAAGGCCAGUGCUUCCAGCUCUAGCUCAGGUUGCUGAAAGACAAGGGAAGUUCCUUACGGAGUUGUUCAACAAAAUCGGUAAACAGAAUGGAGGAAAGGCUAUGUCUGCAAAUGACAUACAAUUUGGUGAGCCUUUUGUGUAUAAACAUCUCGGGAGCAUGGCAUCAGUCGGUGCCUAUAAGGCACUUGUUGAUCUACGACAAUCCAAGGAUGCAAAGGGACUGUCACUUGCUGGUUUUGUUAGCUGGCUGAUAUGGCGCUCUGCAUAUCUUACGCGUGUGCUGAGCUGGAGGAACAGGUUUUACGUGGCAGUAAACUGGGGAACAACUUUAGUCUUUGGCAGAGACAACAGCAGGAUAUAGGUUGAAUUUUAGCUGAAGCAUUGUAGCAACAAAACCAAUACAUUUUUUUGACUCUAUUUUGGUUGAGUGGUCAACCUAUGUAUUCUUUUCUUCUUUCAAUUUAGUGUAAAACUUAUAUCACAUCAUAAUAUAAAAAUGUUGGAUCGCACAAAUAUGAAAUUUUAUGAGAACUUGUUCUUCAUAUUUUCUGGAUUCAUUGUAAAAGAAAAAUAAAAGGGUAAAGCAAGAAGCCAUGUGAUUCAAGGUGUUUUGUUUA
Molecule: messenger RNA, 2083 nt
Organism: Trifolium pratense (red clover)
Lineage: Eukaryota; Viridiplantae; Streptophyta; Magnoliopsida; Fabales; Fabaceae
Product: internal alternative NAD(P)H-ubiquinone oxidoreductase A2, mitochondrial-like
Exons: 9
Coding region: 190-1827 (545 amino acids)
Molecular function (GO): NADH dehydrogenase activity
Source: RefSeq, a predicted model, not a curated record